Helobdella robusta is the source of this 723-nucleotide messenger RNA. RefSeq lists its product as hypothetical. The record is from RefSeq and is a predicted model, not a curated record. NCBI's taxonomy places the organism in Eukaryota, Metazoa, Annelida, Clitellata, Rhynchobdellida, Glossiphoniidae. Bases 1 to 723 code for a protein of 240 amino acids. The transcript is spliced from 3 exons.
AUGUCGUGCAACGAGUUAGCAUGUCAAAUGGAUUAUAAGUAUGGGUCGUCGUGUGAUAGAUUAAGGCGCGAGUGUCGCUACGAACGCAUACAAUUCGAGAGGGAACUAGAGCCUCCUGACAGCGAGAUAUCUAGGACGUUCGAGAAGUGUCAGUAUAUAAAGACGUGUAGGAUACCGAAUGCUAAAGCUAGAAAGAAACACAGAGUGUCAUACAAUAUAACUGCAGAUAAGCUAUACCGUCGUGGAGAUGCAUUGGUAGUGAAGUCACUGGACGUCUGGGGGAUAAACAACUUGGUAGCAGAAAAAACACUGUAUCUUUUGCGCUGUAAACUUCUUAUUGAGAGAGAUGAACAUUACUUAAAGAAUGAUGAAAAAGAAAGAGAAAGAGAGGACAAAAAAAUUGAUGAGGAACGAGUUGUUUUUGUCGAGUUUUGUGAAUGGUUUGAAUUAGAAAUAAGGCAUGGCAUAACCACAGUUGGCCAAGUCCAAACUAAACUGCAGGAGUUUGAUCAGUCACCAGAUAAAAAAAAGUAUUCAAUGUUCACCUAUUCAAUGUAUAAAUUAUGGCUAAAAAUUAAACUCAGAGAGAAAUAUCAAGACACGUUGUACUUCACAAGACAGGGGAAAAAGACAAAUGUGCUUUGCCUCUGUGAUUGCAUUGACAACAUUUUGCAAGAACAUCAAACUAAUCUUGAACAUGGUGACAAAAAAAUCAGAUCAUAA